Molecule: messenger RNA, 653 nt
Organism: Rhopalosiphum maidis (corn leaf aphid)
Lineage: Eukaryota; Metazoa; Arthropoda; Insecta; Hemiptera; Aphididae
Product: biogenesis of lysosome-related organelles complex 1 subunit 6-like
Exons: 5
Coding region: 83-520 (145 amino acids)
Biological process (GO): intracellular transport
Cellular component (GO): transport vesicle; BLOC-1 complex; extrinsic component of membrane
Source: RefSeq, a predicted model, not a curated record
UAUUUCAUUUUUGCAAGGAAAUAAAUAAAUAAUUUUCAGACUUUAGUUUUUUUAGUUUUAUUAACUAUUUAUUUUCAUUAAAAUGGAUGAUUUAAACAUGGUACCUAAAGAUGAGUGUCGAGAAAUAAAUGAGCCGAGUUUAGAAACAAAGCCCGGGUUAUUAGUAAUUAACUCCUAUUUAAAUCAAAUCAAUCCAGAUUUAAAAGACGUUCAAUCUGAAAUUAGAGAAGUUGUUGACAAACAAAAAUCGCUUAUAGAUGCAAUGCUUAAAGAAAAUGAAGAACUUUCUAAUUUAUUAAAUGAAUCAGAAGUUCAAAAUAUGUUCUCAUCUAUUAAACAUUGUCAUGGACAGCUAGUUGAAUUAAAAAAAAAACUCAUGUUUUUACACAAGAAAACUAUGACAUUAGAAAAAAGAGCUAAUGUUUUACGUGUUGCCAAGCAAAGAGAAGCAUUACAAAGAGAACAUCAAAAAGAAUCAAUGUUGGUACGGGAACAAGAACUUAUAUCAAAACAAACAUAGAAUUGUCCACCUUAAAAGUACAGGGACAAUUUAUAGUGAAUUGAGUAUUCAUUAUUUACUUAUUAUGUUUAUUAUAAUUAAAAUUUAUUAAAUUUCUGUAUUUUAUUUUAAGUUGCAAAAAAUUAAACACAUA